AAAAAAAACGAUUUUACUCAUAGAAUUGGUCUAGAAUGUUACCACAAUGUAUCCUUAGUAUUUUAAGACAUAUUAUGGCAUUUGAUCAAAAUUAUUUUUGAAAUCUACCUGAUAAUAGAAUUCUGAAGUACUAAUUGAUCUACAAACAGCUGAAUUAACCUAUAUCAAAAUUAUUUCAAAGGAUAACAUUAAUAUAUUUACAAAGAAAACACAACUUUACAAAAAAACAUAAUGGAUAUUUUACGCGACUGGUCAAACUUAUUUCAGUUUAACAAUAAAGAAAGCUAGUUUUAUUGAGUAUUGGCUAUGAUGAAAUUCAAGGAUACUACAAACUCAGAAUUCUCUAUUGAGUCUCUUGGAAAAAGUGACAAAGAAGUAUGUCACAUGUGGAGGAUGAAACCAAAGGAACUAUUCCGGAUGGUAUUAGUAUUGAUAGCUUUGCAAAUGAUUCCCCAAUACAAUCUUCAAAAGUACUAUUUGAUAUACCCAGAGAUGAAACAAGCAUGGAAAGUCAGCAUGAUGACAUCAGCGAGGAACCCAAUUCCAACCAGUUCAUCCUAGAAAACUUUUCAUUCAGUAUAACUUCCUUUCCUUCAAAAUCUGCUGCUGAAGAAUAUUUCUGUCGUAUUUGCCAAGAAGAAAAUGUUUCAGAAGAAAACAUUUCUCCUUGUAGCUGCCGAGGCACAAUGGGCCGAAUACACAGAAGCUGCUUAGAGCAAUGGCUAGCCACGAGUGAUUCUGAAAAGUGUGAGGUUUGUGGCUUCAAGUUCACUGUCACAAGGCGACCCAAGUAUAACAUUUUCCAAGCAUUAAUAGUUUGGUUAACCAUAGAAGAAUCUAGAAGAGAAAGAUUAUUAAUGAUUUCAGACAGCAUUGGGUUCUUAACAGCUUUUCCACUAAUUUUACUGGCAAACCAUCAAUCAAUAACUCUUCUUGAGAUAUUUCACUUGGAUGUGAUAGAUACGACUGAUUUUUAUAUUCCAAUCUUCCUGCCAAAUUUAGUGUUCAAUGAAAUAAUGCAAGCAACUGGUCAACUUACAACAUUUUUUAUAAUGGGAGCAGUCAGUUUUCUCGAUGUGUUCUACUUUACUUGGCUCUUCUUGAGGAUGCAUAGGCAUUUUUUAGAAUGGUACAAAUGGUAUAGAACCCAAUGUGAAGUUCAUCUGAUCCUUCCCGAAAACAAAUGAAAACAAUACAAAUAUUAUUAAAAUAUCACUGAACAUAGAACUGAUAUAAUAUAUAUCUGUAUUUUUUAAAUUUUUUUAGUAAAAAUUAUGUAAG
Molecule: messenger RNA, 1281 nt
Organism: Nezara viridula (southern green stink bug)
Lineage: Eukaryota; Metazoa; Arthropoda; Insecta; Hemiptera; Pentatomidae
Source: the annotation of a GenBank genome assembly